UUGGCAUACGGUCGCCGCUGACGUCGCGCCUCUCAAAGUACUUGCGAGUGAUUUUCGUGUGAAUUAUAUCGUUUGAUGAUAAACUAAGUUUGUUUUAAGUGAUUUAUUAAAAUAUUGGAUUUAAUUAUUAGUGGAUUAAGUGUUUAUUUGACUAAUAUAAAGUUGUUGAGGAGAUGGAGGAGGUGAUAUUUACGAAUUUGAAACGUUAAAUUGCAUAACUAUGAAUAAUAUAAACUUCGUAACUUCGAGGGUGGUCAGUACCUGGCCGAUUGAAAACUCGACAAAGGACUUCAGUCUCAACGAGGAAUUUCCAAAUUCAACUAUAGACGACGAUGCAGACUCGUUUAUUGAAGAUGAAUAUAUUUUCGACAGAACCGAUGUUAGAGCGAUAUUUAUUACUUUGUAUACGAUUGUGUUUUGCUGCUGUUUUUUCGGCAACCUACUUGUUAUUCUGGUCGUUACUUUAUCAAGACGUUUGAGGUCAAUAACAAACUUUUUCUUGGCGAAUCUGGCUGUAGCUGAUCUGUGCGUUGGAGUUUUCUGUGUCUUUCAAAAUUUGACUAUAUACUUAAUACCGAGCUGGGUAUUUGGUGAUUUUUUAUGCAAGAUGUACCAAUUCGUGCAUUCUCUGAGUUACACUGCGUCCAUAUUCAUCCUUGUCGUAAUCUGCACGGAGAGAUAUUUCGCUAUCAUCCAUCCAAUUACCUGCAAGCAAAUUCUCACCUCAACUAGGUUAAGGCUGGUGAUACUAGGUGUAUGGAUAACAAGUGCAGCGUAUAGCGCGCCUAAAUUCAUUUGGGUGGAGACCAUAACAAACAACUUGGGCGACGGCCACACAGAGACCAUUUGCAUACAACACCGUAUGAAAUACAACUCGGAAAUCUUCGAUAUGGUCAACUUUGUGCUACUGUACGUGAUUCCAUUGUGCAUUAUGACGGUUUUGUACGCGAGGAUCGCAGUUGGCUUAUGGCAGAGUUCUCAUGGCUUGCAACAGAUGGGACAUACGCAAUGCUGUGGCGCCCAGAAGAACGCGUCAGCUACAACAAAUAAAAGCGGAAGUUCUAAGAAGAAUUCAAAAAACCAAGAGGGUCGCAACUGUUACCACUUAAGUCAUCUAUCACGUAACGUUCUGCGCGCGCGCCGCGGCGUCGUCAGAAUGCUGAUAGUGGUUGUCCUCACAUUUGCCGUAUGCAACCUACCAUUCCACGCCCGUAAGAUGUGGCAGUACUGGUCCAGUGGAUAUCAAGGCACCAGCGAUUUCAGUGCACUUCUCACCCCACUGACAUUUCUCAUCACAUACUUCAACUCUGGAAUCAAUCCUUUGCUCUACGCAUUCCUAUCUAAGAACUUCAGAAAAGGUAUGAGGGAGUUGCUCUUCUGUAAGUUUCAUGGUAAAAGGAAAAGUGACAAUUUGAUUUUACUAAAUCGUGUCGGUGGUACUGGCUUAAGGCGCAGUUCCACUAGGUCGACUCGUGCUAACUGCAGCACGGUCACAGUAGCGCCGAAUGCGGAUUCAUGAGAAAUGCGUCGGAGGAGGUUCCUCUAUAAAGUGGAGAAUAUAGACAUUUCCUGAUUAACGGAAAGCACUGACGAGGUGACCGAGAGCAGUGGUGUGUGUGCCUCUGUGGUGUCCAAAAAAGACUUGUAUGAUUGAGUGUAAGGUAUACUUAAUGUGAAUUUUUUAAUUAAAAAAACUACGAAAUAAUUUUUUAAUUUCUUGUCGCUGGAUGAGAUUCAUUAAGUACACGAUAGUUUUAUUAAAUUGUUAUGUAUAAUUUCUAUGAGCUUACGUUAAUUAAGGCUUAAGGUGACUUUAAUUAAAAAAUCUAUUAUGCUAAUUCAUUAGAUUCCAUUUGUAAUAAAAUUUAAAAAAAUCUGUACAAAAUCUGUACAUUUGCUAUUGAAUUAGAAUUUUUAACAGAAUUAGUGUAAAAAGAUCUUAUUACGUAUAAAGUUAUUGACAAUGGGUCGUACAAAUAGUUAUUAAUCUGCAGUUAAUACGGAUUUCAUUAUUUUUAAUAAGAAUAUACUUUAAUCUUAGUGUGUAAAUCUGAAUAUUAUCUUUGUGUACGUAGGUAGGGACCACGCAUGACUUAAGAAAACAGUUGUGUAUUAAACUCUGAAAUAUUAAGUAAGGAAAUAACAGGAAACGGAAAGGCUCCACCAUUUUGAAUAUUGUGUACAUAUUUGUUUAAAAUGUUUUACUUAGCUUGUUUGUUUAGUUUUUUUUUUUUGGCAUAUUACUGAUUUUUUGAU
Messenger RNA from Papilio xuthus (Asian swallowtail), 2256 nucleotides. RefSeq names its product neuropeptide receptor A31 (gene NGR-A31). Gene Ontology annotation, cellular component: plasma membrane. Bases 221 to 1519 code for a protein of 432 amino acids. The record is from RefSeq and is a predicted model, not a curated record. NCBI's taxonomy places the organism in Eukaryota, Metazoa, Arthropoda, Insecta, Lepidoptera, Papilionidae. Gene Ontology annotation, molecular function: neuropeptide Y receptor activity. The transcript has 7 exons. Gene Ontology annotation, biological process: G protein-coupled receptor signaling pathway.